UUGCAUCUGUUCAUUCUGAUCAAUCUGACGUGUUAAUGGUGGAUGUGGCGACCAGCAUGCCUCUGUCGUCCGAGGAGGUGCUGAGCUCAGAGGCUGCCCAAGAUGCUGCGGCGGCCCCUCCCGCUGGGUAUCCUGCAGAGGUGGUGGGCCCGCGGGUUCUGAGCCGAACAUCUGUCCAUGUAGAGUUGGGUUCUAAACCUAAAGACGAUGCAGCUGAGCCAUCAACGGCUUCCUCCUUCCCCUUGCAGGAUGAACAAGACCCUCCUGCUUAUGAUCACGCUCCUCCUGCUUAUGAUCAAGCCCCUCAGGUCCCUUUCCAGGCUGAGGUUGAGGUCACCUCAUUCGUUCGUAUAUCCUCUAUUUACAACAAUGAGCCUGUGACUGAAGGAGUCACUUAUGUCGAGCAAAUACCAGAGCAUGUAGUUAUCCCUUUCACUGAUCACGUUGCUAUCGGUAAAGAAAAUGAGCAGUCACCACCCAUGAGUCCCAUUCCUAUAGCACUCAGGAAACACUCUGGCAAAGCCACAGGUGCUGUAGAACGUGCACAGCUGGAGGACAACACAGAAUAUUCCUCGGUGCAAAAGGAGGCAGAAGCAGUUCUGUACUCCGACACCUCUCUGAAAGGUCAGCCUGCCCCGCUCCAGGAUGCAGAGGGCUCUACCAAAGCAGUAGGCUCUGAAAAGUCUCUGUACCUUGAGAUGGAGUUCACUGCCCUGGUCUCUGGCACUCCUGGGCAGGAGGAACCUGGGGAAACCUCAGCUGCCCAGGAGAUGGAGGUCAAACGUGCGCUCUCUGGGGACGCUGCCAAAGCAGUGACUUCAGGUGCAUCUGUAAGGUCAUCUGGUGGUCCCCCCCGUCCUGAUCCAGAAGGUCUUACUGAGCCAGAAAUCGAACCAGAAUGGGAAGCAGCACCUGAACAAGGUUUGCUCGAGCCAGCCAUAGCAGCAAGCGAAGCAGGACAACCACCACCAUAUUCUAACACGUGGACCCUUUAUUGUCUAACUGAUAAGAAUCAACAAAGUCGCCCUUCACCGCCACCUGCACCUGGGCCUUUUCCCCAAGCAACCCUCUGUUUAUCUAAUCCUAAGGAUCCACAGUUUCUGCAGCCACCAAAAGUUACUUCUCCAACUUACAUGAUGCUGGACGACAGCAAGAAGACCAGUGCCCCACCUUUUAUUUUAGUAGGCUCGAAUGUUCAGGAAGCUCAGGAUUGGAAACCUCUUCCUGGACAUGCUGUUUCUCAGUCAGAUGCCUUGAAGAGAUAUGCUGCGGUCCAAGUACCUAUUGCUGUUCCUGCAGAUCAGAAAUUCCAGAAACCCACCCCAACCCCCCAGAAUGGUGGUAGUCCUCCAAGUGGACAAGAUGUCCCCAGAUCACAAAGCCCAGUUUUUCUUUCCGUCGCAUUCCCAGUAGAAGAUGUAGCCAAAAAAGGUUCAGGAUCUAGUGACAAACGUACUCCCUGUGGAAGUUAUGGUAUUGCUGGAGAAAUAACCGUGACUGCUGUCCAUGUCCGCAGAGCAGAAACUGGAAAGUGAUGCUGGAAAUGACACCAUUUGAGUCAACGUUGAGUCUGCCACCCAGUGUAACUUGUCAAUAAACUUCAUGCAAGCAUAAA
Messenger RNA from Suricata suricatta (meerkat), 1615 nucleotides. RefSeq names its product calcium binding tyrosine phosphorylation regulated (gene CABYR). Gene Ontology annotation, molecular function: calcium ion binding. Gene Ontology annotation, cellular component: sperm fibrous sheath; cytoplasm. The record is from RefSeq and is a predicted model, not a curated record. NCBI's taxonomy places the organism in Eukaryota, Metazoa, Chordata, Mammalia, Carnivora, Herpestidae. Bases 36 to 1535 code for a protein of 499 amino acids. Gene Ontology annotation, biological process: sperm capacitation. The transcript has 3 exons.